CCAUGUCGCUCGGUCUCCGACGAGCAUUUCAUCCCUCGUCAAAAGCCGUUGCAUUCUGUACCAAUAAUUGGGCCAUACAUGCCUGGCGCUCUUCUGCUACGAAUAACAUCCGAUUCAUGAGCGGAGUAGGCAACACACUCGCUGACAUCGACCCUUCUAGGCUCGAAAUCGUGAAGAAUCAGAAGCCAGGCACCCCACCACCAUCCUCCAGCUUGAAGUUCGGCCACACAUUUACUGACCAUAUGCUAACUAUACCAUGGAAUGUGAUAUCAGGAUGGGGCGUACCUCGAAUUCAACCUUAUGGCCCACUGUCUUUGGAACCCAGUUGCACCGUAUUGCAUUACGCCCAGACCAUCUUUGAGGGCAUGAAGGCCUAUAGACACGAAAAUGGACAGGUAACAUUAUUUAGACCAGACAUGAAUAUGAAACGCAUGAACACCAGCGCUGCACGUAUUGCAUUGCCGAACUUUGACGGCGAAGCGCUUCUCGAAACUAUCAAGGAACUCAUUCGGAUCGAUAAAAGUUGGAUACCCAAGGAACCUGGACAUAGUUUAUAUGUUCGCCCCACCAUGAUUGGAACGCAACGGGCAGUUGGAGUCGGACCUCCAAAUGAAGCUCUUCUUUUCGUCAUCCUCAGCCCCGUUGGUCCAUACUAUCCGGACGGGUUCAAACCAGUGUCGCUUUUCGGCACCACCGAGUAUGUUCGUGCCACACCUGGUGGAACCGGUGCUUAUAAAUUGGGAGUUAAUUACGCACCAGGGAUUCUCCCACAAAAAGAAGCGGCUGCCCUUGGAUACGCUCAGAAUCUGUGGCUCCAUGGGCCUGAGCACUACCUUACCGAGGUCGGAACAAUGAACUUGUUUGUUGUUUUCAAGAAGGCUGAUGGAGUUAUGGAACUCGUUUCGCCCCCACUCGACGGAAUGAUUCUUCCCGGUGUAACCCGUGACUCCGUACUUGCCCUCGCUCGAGCGCAUUCGGCCGGAACCCACCGGCUUGAAAACCUGCCCGAAAAGCUUACCGUUUCAGAGCGGCCUGUUACAAUGCGGGAGGUUAAAGAUGCCUCAAUGUCUGGAAGCCUCGUAGAACUCUUCGGUGCAGGCACCGCUGCUGUCAUCAGUCCCGUGGACAGGAUCGGUUACCUUGGCGAAGAUGUGCUGAUACCAACUGGGUCAGACGGAAUGGGUCCCAUUUCAAGGCCAAUCUGGCAAGAGUUAGUUGGCAGACAGACAGGUGCCAUUCCUAGCGAAUGGAGUGUUGUUGUAUGACAGAUCUAUCUAAAUGGAGGAGACAUCUAUUUAAAUUUUCCCUGACAAUACUCGGUCGCUUUUUAUACGAAUACUACCUGCACAGACUAUAGG
Laccaria bicolor S238N-H82 is the source of this 1358-nucleotide messenger RNA. RefSeq lists its product as uncharacterized. The coding region runs from base 3 to 1265 and encodes 420 amino acids. Lineage: Eukaryota; Fungi; Basidiomycota; Agaricomycetes; Agaricales; Hydnangiaceae. Gene Ontology annotation, molecular function: branched-chain-amino-acid:2-oxoglutarate transaminase activity. The transcript has 9 exons. Gene Ontology annotation, biological process: L-leucine biosynthetic process; L-valine biosynthetic process. Gene Ontology annotation, cellular component: mitochondrion. The record is from RefSeq and is a predicted model, not a curated record.